AAGUACCUCGCAAUGUUUAUGUACAUAGAUCAUAAGACUAGUGGAGCGACGAAAGGCCACACGAGGGCAGGCCUAAAGAACAAACUGUGAAAGACAACUUGCUUACUUGCAAAUCAAGCAUAAAUUUGACUCAAGUCUUUGCGACUUUCAUUUUAAAUGAUGUAUUGGCAAUUCAACGACAACAGGCAGAGAUUCUCGCCUGGCAUUUUACCACAGCAACAAGCUUAUUACGACAUGCCGAUGGUACACGGACGACAAGAAAUGACCAAUUUCGCACUGACAGAUGAGGACACUGGUGAGGUGAAGCGGCCCAUGAAUUCGUUUCUGCUCUGGGCCAAAGUGAUGAGGAAGAAGUACGCAAAAGAAAACCCGACGAUGCAUAAUGCUGAAAUUAGUAAAUUGUUAGGAAAAGUCUGGAAUGGCAUGACUACUAACGAGAAACGACCAUAUGUUGAGAGGGCGGAGAAGCUUAGGGUGAUUCACAUGAGAGAUCACCCAAACUACCGUUACGCGCCAAGGAAGAAGAAGGAUAGGAAACAAGCGCAGCGAAUGAUUUCACCAGAAAUCGCCGCAGCUUUCCACAACGCGAUUUUUGACCUGAAAAAUGUCGCCGCGCCAGAUAGACACGAGAAAGACGAGGGGGCCAAUAAUCAAUCAUGCGAUUAUAUUAUGCUGACUGGGCGUAGGGAUGAGCUGCAGAAUGCACUGUAUGAAAACUCAAAAGGGAGGACUCACUAUGGAAAUAUGGAUAAGUUUAUGAUGAACAGUUCACCAAAUUCUGGGUCAACCUUCCAUUAUUACGCGCCUGAAGACAAGCUGGGAUUCAAAGUCGAACCUGUUGCUGAAAUUGGAGACGAACGAUUGAGACAGCAAGAACUGGAGAGAAAAACGAGACGCGACUCUCAAAUUACAGCCAUGUCGUACGACAGACAAAUGUCUGCGUGUUCAGGACAAAGUCUUCCAAGCUCAGACACCCCGAGAAGCUGGUGUGAUGCGUCGAGUAUUGCAGACAGCGACGGCUCGACUAUACUACCAAGUAGCCCUGAAAGCGUGAGCGAAAGCCUUGACCAGGAAGUUCCACCGUUCCUUCGUGCUCUUCUCGAUUUCCCACUGCAUGUUGACAGUCGAAGAAUAACCAGUAUGGAUCAAGGUGUACCUGAUGAUCGUAGCUAUAUUUUGAACGAUUUUGGAGACAUUGUUGGCAAGGAAGGUGACGGUACGAACCAUAGAAAACCUUGUAUGUUUUUGUAAAUUAAACACUGAACACGCAAGUUAAAGAUAAAUUUUAAAUAACGAAGGAACAACUAUUGUUGAUUGCUUGUAAAUAUUGCGAUUAAAAACCCUCUAAGGUGUCACAGAUUUUACGUACAACUAACUUUAAAUGACGCCCGGCCCCCUAACCCAUAUUAUAAAUCCAUGUAUAUUACUUCAAACAGCUUUUAUUUUGACAUUUGAUACAUAAUUAUGUUCUAUCUAAUAAGAGGAAGGAUACUUUGGAAAGAUAACAAAACCACAGGAAAAACCUCCUGUUCACAAUGAGUUGUUUGCUACAAAUUCAAGGUCGAGUUGUCAUUUCCGGGGGCUUGGUAGUUUGACGUCAGAAGCCUGGCACUGAUUUCCAAAAACACUAUCAGUAGCAUUAGAUUUGUAAAUAUUUUUAUUUUAUUAUUUGACGAUUUUCAACUGGAUUGAAAAGAAGAAGAAAUAGAUGUAAGUUUUUGUUCGUAGAUUGUGACGCUCAUUUUGACUUGGCAGUCUAGAUAUUUCAGAUAAUAUUAUAUCACGUGCGAAUAUGUUUACUAAUUCGAGCUUUGGUAAACGUCACUAUUGAUGACACACCACCUUAAAAGAAUUGAUCUCCCAAAAGCAGGCAAAAUUAGGGCUGGAAAACACAAUUAAGCAAAUGUGUGCGCGCUCAUCAGGAGAGAUUCCAUGUUAAUUAAGAACCAAAAUACUAAUAACUAGGUUCAAAAUGGUCAAUUAUUUAGCAACGUCCUCAUAAUUAUGGUUAUGGUGAUCUUACCAAGACUGUUAAUUCCAUUUUACUUUUGAAAGGACAAUUUUGGAAUAUUCUCACUUGUAGCAGUAACUAUAUGGCAUUAAACUCACCGCCGCAUUAAUCAUUUUUUGUCUAAUCCUUCAUGAUCAAUCACUUUUCUCAUAUUCGUAGAGAAAGAGUCGUUAAGUCUUAUUAUAGAGUAUAUAUGCCCGCUAUAUAGUCUAAUUAUAGCUCCUAAACUGCUAAGAUGUCAUGCACGAAACAGGAAGAGCUUACAAGCGCAUGUAUAGCUUUUUGAGACCACACCCCACUCGUAAGCAUAACCGAUUUCGUUGAUUGGUAAAGGUAAUUAUUGAGUAGAAUCAGCCAGCUUGCCAGGUCAUUUUGAAAGAUUUUUUUACUAAAUAAACUGAAGAACGCAUUCAUUUAAAACGCCAUUUUCUGCAAUACAUAUACAGAGAUGUGUUUUUA
Molecule: messenger RNA, 2470 nt
Organism: Rhopilema esculentum
Lineage: Eukaryota; Metazoa; Cnidaria; Scyphozoa; Rhizostomeae; Rhizostomatidae
Biological process (GO): positive regulation of transcription by RNA polymerase II; cell differentiation
Cellular component (GO): nucleus
Molecular function (GO): RNA polymerase II cis-regulatory region sequence-specific DNA binding; DNA-binding transcription activator activity, RNA polymerase II-specific
Source: RefSeq, a predicted model, not a curated record